AUGUACUCUCUAAGCCCGCUUGUGGUGGUUGGCCUUGGUCUAGCCGUCUCAGCCAUGAGCGAUAUCUUUGAUUCCAAAAACUACGCCGAAGCGAACGUAAUUGUCUCCGAUAUUGCUGUCAUUGGAGGCGGUUCAUCAGGAACAUAUGCUGCAAUCAACCUGCGCAAAAUGGGGCAGAAUGUAGUGGUCGUGGAGAAAAGGAAACACCUCGGUGGCCAUACAAACACGUACACUGAUCAUGCCACCGGCCUCACUGUGGACUAUGGUGUACAAAGAUAUCUAAACAACUCCGUCACACUCGACUAUUUCGCCCACUUCAACAUCCCCCUUGUCAACUACACUGAACCCAAUCUCAUCCAUUCGCUGGCAGACUUCAACACGGGUAAUCCAGUCGCUUUCAAUCCCAGUAAAAAUCUGACCGGAUGGGCAAUCGAGCUUGCUAAGUAUCCCUGGCUAGACUCCACCUGGAACGUGCCGCAGCCACUUGCCCCGGAUUUGUUGCUGCCUUUCGGAGACUUUAUUAACAAAUACAACCUUUCUGAAGUUGCAUUUAGCGUUUAUCUCAAUGCCCAUGGGCUUUCAAAUCCACUACAACAACUGACUGUUAAUGUGAUGAAGUUGGUGAGCACUGAGUUCCUAAGUCAAAUAUCAGGUGCUGGCGUUGGGCCCGCACAUCAUGAUAACUCUGAGCUAUACAAAAAAGCACUUAGUGAGCUCGGCUCCAACGCUCUGGUAUCCUCGGCCGUGACGGCUGCCGCAAGACCCCAAUCUGGACGAGGCGUGCCUCUGGUUGUCAAGACACCAACUGGCUCUAAGCUUAUUCAAGCAUCCAAGCUACUUAUCACCAUUCCCACAACCUUGGAAAAUAUGGAACGAUUCGACCUCAGCCCAGCGGAGCGUGCUUUGUUUGCACAGUGGGACACCAUGGGCUUUUAUAUUAUGCUCGUCAAUAACACCGGCCUACCUGAUGGGCAUCAGUGGAUCAAUGGGGACUCAUCUGCCAUGUACAACAUCCCUCAGCAGCCUGCAGUGGAGCUUAUAACUAGCACCCGCAUUCCAGGUAUGUUCUAUGUCUGGUUCCGCAGCUCCUCACGAAUGGCGCGGUUGGCAGUCGAGAAGGCGGCUAUUCGGGCUAUCCAGAACAUACAGAGCGCGCAGAGCUUCACGGUCACAACUCCUCAAAUUGUCAAAUUCAAAUCACACUCGCCUUUUAAAUUGGAAGUGUCCGCUCAGGCCAUCAAGGAUGGCUUUUAUAGUGACCUGUACGCCCUGCAGGGACAACGCAAUACCUGGUACACGGGGGCUGCGAUGAUUUCUCACAACGGAGGAGUACUUUGGAGCUUUACCCAAGCACUAUUACCCCAUAUAAUUGCCGCUGACUAUAUAUGGUGUUGA
This is a messenger RNA of Penicillium paradoxum, 1395 nucleotides long. Its product is annotated as amine oxidase, flavin-containing superfamily. The record is from RefSeq and is a predicted model, not a curated record. Lineage: Eukaryota; Fungi; Ascomycota; Eurotiomycetes; Eurotiales; Aspergillaceae. Gene Ontology annotation, molecular function: UDP-galactopyranose mutase activity; flavin adenine dinucleotide binding. The transcript has a single exon. Gene Ontology annotation, cellular component: cytosol. The coding region runs from base 1 to 1395 and encodes 464 amino acids.